This is a messenger RNA of Bufo bufo (common toad), 1247 nucleotides long. RefSeq names its product BRISC and BRCA1 A complex member 1 (gene BABAM1). Bases 209 to 1162 code for a protein of 317 amino acids. Lineage: Eukaryota; Metazoa; Chordata; Amphibia; Anura; Bufonidae. Gene Ontology annotation, biological process: mitotic G2 DNA damage checkpoint signaling; double-strand break repair; positive regulation of DNA repair. The transcript is spliced from 9 exons. Gene Ontology annotation, cellular component: BRCA1-A complex; BRISC complex; nuclear body. The record is from RefSeq and is a predicted model, not a curated record.
GAAGAAGCCGAGACUCGCGGGACGUAAGCUGCUGCCUCCAGGUGAGCCCGAGGGUCAGUCUGGAAUAAGCAGUGCCGCCCGCGGAGUGAUCCAGAAGGUGAAGCGGCGGGCUGGCUAGUGCAGGGUCAGUAUCCCAUUUUCUUGACUUCGGUUAUUGGUUCAACACCUGUCUGCAAAGCUGGAUAACCCUGCAGAGGAGACAUGUAACAUGGAUACCUCAGAACCUGCAGAUGAUGUCGAAAGAACACUGGAACAGAGGCCUCGUACACGGUCCAACCCUGAGGGUGCUGAAGACAGGGGAGUGCCACCACAGCCUAUAGUAGGCAGCCGAAGUGAGGGAGAGGGCGAAGCGGCACAGGCAGAGGAUGCUUCCCAACCAGUCACUGCGUCCCCAAGUUGUGUCCUUCCUCCUCCUGUGGAAUUCCAAGUCAAAACUCCAAGAGUGAACUGCCCAGAAAAAGUGAUCAUUUGCCUGGAUUUGUCAGAAGAAAUGUCCUCUCAGAAACUGGAGUCAUUCAAUGGAGCCAAAACCAAUGCCCUCAAUUCUUCACAAAAAAUGAUUGAGAUGUUUGUCCGUACCAAGCACAAGAUUGACAAGAGACAUGAAUUUGCACUUGUGGUUGCAAAUAACGAAGCUAUGUGGCUCUCUGGAUUUACUUCAGACCCCCGGGAAGUCUGUAGCUGCCUUUAUGAUCUGGAGACCAACGUCUGUGAAUCAUUCAACCUUGAAGGCCUUUUUAACUUAAUACAACACAGAACAGAAUUUCCAGUUACAGAUAAUGUGCAGACUAUUCCCCCGCCUUAUGUAGUGAGGAUAAUCUUGAUCUACAGCCGCCCAGCUUCACAGCCUUCACUCACACUGACAGAAGCCAUGAAGAAAAUGCUGCAGUGCCCAUAUUUUUUCUUUGAUGUUGUGUACAUCCAUAAUGGGUGUGAUGAGGAAGAUAUAAGCUGGAAAGAUGUAUUUGGCUUCUUCAGCAGUUUGGAUACUAAAGGCACAAGUUACAAAUAUGAGGUGUCGAUAACAGGACCCGCUCUGGAGCUUCACAAUUGUAUGGCAAGACUGCUCGCUCACCCUCUUCAGCGCCCAUUUCAGAGUCAUGCCUCUUACAGUCUUCUAGAGGAAGAGGAGGAGAGUGCAGAGUGUGAAGUCACUGUCUAAAACAAACGGAUUUGAAUCACAAGUUAUCAUUUUAGUGUAAUUAAUAAAGUAACCCUUUUUUUUAUCAUGGUGCAUCAGCCUUGAA